GUCCCGUUUCUGCGUAGCCCGUUUGAAUUCUAUAUUUCUACUUCAGAACUUAAACAGAUACUCACUCUUUUGCCUGUUGGUUGAUCGAACUCUACUCCAAAGUUUCAAAGAAGUAAAAGGUAAGGGUUUGGAGAGAGGUGGUAGGAGCUGCGAUUUCAUGGAGACUGAGCUCAAGAUCAAAGGUAAAUUAGGGUCAAAGAGAAGUCUUCCUAUGCCUGUGUGCGGUGCAAGAUGCAAAAAGAGGAAGCAGGUGGAAUCUGAUAGCAAAGGUCCUAAGGACAUUAACACAAGCCAGCAGGGAGUUCCUGAGAUUAUUGAGCUGCAAUUUGUAGAUGACAUUUGUGGAUGCAGAGAAAAUUUUCCAGAUUACUGUGUUCAAGAAGAAGAAAAUGGCUGGAGUGUUAUUCCUGAUGAUGAUGAUGACCCACAAUAUAAGAUCUUCUUGGCUAGUACUGUACAACGGGGUACAUCAUACACGACUACACUUGAAGAGAAUGGGUCACCCGUGUUCUUACAUUAUGAAACAGAGAAUGUGUGUGGAGAUGAGUCUGAUUAUGUGUGCAGGAGUAGUGUGAAGAACAUUAAGAAAGGGCAUGAUGAUGGUAGGGGGGAGGGGGAUGAUGAUGACCCACAAUAUCUGAUCUUCUUGGCUAAUACUGUACAGAAAGGUACAUCAUAUGAGACUAAACUUGAAGAGAAUGGCUUGCCCUUGUUCAUACAUUACGAAAAGGAGGAUGUGUCUGGUGAGGAGCGUGGUGAUGUUAGCAGGAGAAGAGCGAAGAACAUUAAGAAAGUGUACAAUGACAAUGGUGGGGGGAAUGUUGUUGAUCCACAAUAUAUGACCUUCUUGGCUAAUACUGUACAGAAAGGUACAUCAUAUGUGACUAAACUUGAAGAGAAUGGCUUGCCCUUGUUCAUACAUUACGAAAAGGAGGAUGGGUCUAGUGAGGAGCGUGGUGAUGUCGGCAGGAGAAGAGCAAAGAACAUUAAGAAAGGGUACAAUGACAAUGGUGGGGGGAAUGAUGUUGAUCCAAAAUAUAUGACCUUCUUGGCUAAUACUGUAAAACGAGGUACAUCACACACGACUACACUUGAAGAGAAUGGCUUGCCCUUGUUCAUACAUUACGAAAAGGAGGAUGGGUCUGGUGUGGAGAGUGGUGAUGUUAGCAGGAGAAGAGUGAAGAACAUUAAGAAAGGGUACAAUGACAAUGGUUGGGGGAAUGAUGUUGAUCCAAAAUAUAUGACCUUCUUGGCUAAUACUGCACAACGAAGUACAUCAUACACGACUACACUUGAAGAGAAUGGGUCACCCUUGUUCUUACAUCACGAAAAAGAGGAUGGAUGUGAUGAUGAUCCUGUUGAUGUGUGCAGGAGAAGAGUGAAAAACAUUGAGAAAGGGCACAAUGCUAGAGAAAAGGCUUUUGGGACUGUUUCUGGAAAGUAUAAGGUGGAAAGAGCAAAUGGUUUUAAAAUGGUUCUAGAAAAGAAUAAGGAUGUGUCUGUGGUUGUAGACAAUGAUGUUGAUCCAAAAUAUAUGACCUUCUUGGAUAAUAUUGUACAACGAGAUACAUCAUAUACUGUUUCUGCAGUGCAUAGACUAGUACCUAAGAGUCAUUACGAAUAUAAUAUUGACAGUGGAUCACAUAAAGAAAGGAGUACUCAAAACUGGAGAAUAUCAGAGAAGGACAGGGAGGAAGAAAACAUAGAAGAAGAUUGUUUGGUUCUGAAUCAAAACAUUACAUGUGAAAACUAUGCUGUUAAAACUUCAUCUUCAGGCAAUUGGCAUAUGGAACGUGGUUGUAAUCAUUCUGAAGGUGUCGAAGCUAUUCCAAACAAUUAUGCUGUGGUUUGCAAGGAAAGAAGCCCUGAGCUCUCUCCUGGGAAUCAGCAUGUGGAAUAUGAUCUUAAGGACUGGGAAGAGGAAGACAUAGAUUAUGCUUAUCGGGCUUUACUGCAAAACAUGACAUGUCAAAACUAUGCUAUUAAAGCAUGGCAAAGCAAUCAACUUGUGGAAUAUGGAUGUAAUCAUUCUGAAGAUGUCGAAGUUAUUCAAAACGAUGAUGCUAUGGUUUGCAAGGAAAGAAGCCCCGGCCAUUUUAUUUCUUCAACAGAAUAUCUCAGUCUAGAUGCGACCUCCGAACUUCUUGGUGAAACUAUGCAAUCUCCAUUUAGGAAGAAGAUCAUCGAUAUUCUCAAGAAGCCAUAUAAUCAAUCAGAGUAUGAAGAGCUUUCGAAAGAUGUCAAAGUUCGAAAGCCAAUACUAAAACACUUGGAGUUGCGUAAUGGGAGAGAUACGUUAUACCCUACAAGUAGAAAAGGAAAGUCUUAUUUAGAUCACCACAAAGAUCUUAAGAAAAUACUAGAAAAAGUGAGGACAGACAAACAUAAAAGGUUGAACAUUUUGCGUGGGUUUUUCUUUUGGCUACAGAAUGUGACUCUGGUAGGAGUAUUCAAGCCUUGGAAUGAUCCAACAUGUCUGGAUAUUGUGCCUGGUUCUUGCUAAUCAUUUCAGGUAUAUUGCUAACUCAUGAAUUUUCAUUAUCCAUUGCAACAAAAUCAUUUCUUUGUGUCAUCUUGGUUUCUUUUUGGCACAUUGAUUUAGACACAUCAAUGUACUUAAAUCUGCUUACUGCUCUAAUUAAGUACCUCUUGAAGUUGGAUGUUAACAUAAUUAAAAACAAUUGUUUGUUUAUCCAAGCUGAAGUUGAAUUCAUGUUAUAUUGGAUUUCUCCCA
This is a messenger RNA of Ipomoea nil (Japanese morning glory), 2734 nucleotides long. RefSeq lists its product as uncharacterized. The transcript is spliced from 5 exons. The record is from RefSeq and is a predicted model, not a curated record. NCBI's taxonomy places the organism in Eukaryota, Viridiplantae, Streptophyta, Magnoliopsida, Solanales, Convolvulaceae. The coding region runs from base 158 to 2503 and encodes 781 amino acids.